Messenger RNA from Oryza sativa Japonica Group (Japanese rice), 1841 nucleotides. Its product is annotated as cytokinin dehydrogenase 7. Gene Ontology annotation, molecular function: FAD binding; cytokinin dehydrogenase activity. The record is from RefSeq and is a predicted model, not a curated record. Lineage: Eukaryota; Viridiplantae; Streptophyta; Magnoliopsida; Poales; Poaceae. Gene Ontology annotation, biological process: cytokinin metabolic process.
AUGGCUGCAAGGUGUUCGAUCGCGUUCAUGAUCAUGGCGAGCUGCCUGUCCGUCGUCGUCUCCGGUGGGCUUCCCGGCGAUCUCUUCGCGCUCAGUGUCGCCUCGAAGCUCCGCGUCGACCGCAACUCGACGGCGAGGGCGUCGUCGGACUUCGGCCGCAUUGUGGCCGCCGCGCCGGAGGCGGUGCUCCACCCGGCCACGCCGGCCGAGAUCGCGGAGCUCGUCCGGUUCUCGGCGUCGUCGCCGUCGCCGUUCCCCGUGGCGCCGCGCGGGCAGGGCCACUCUGCCCGCGGGCAGUCGCUCGCCCCGGGCGGCGUCGUGGUCGACAUGCGCGCGCUGGCGUCGCGCCGCGGCCGCGUCAACGUGUCCGCGGGCGCGGCGCCGUACGUGGACGCCGGCGGCGAGCAGCUGUGGGCCGACGUCCUCCGCGCGACACUGGAACACGGCCUGGCGCCGCGCGUGUGGACGGACUACCUCCGCAUCACCGUCGCCGGCACGCUCUCCAACGCCGGCAUCGGCGGCCAGGCGUUCCGGCACGGCCCGCAGAUCGCCAACGUGCUCGAGCUUGACGUCAUCACAGGAACGGGUGAUAUGGUGACGUGCUCAAGGGACAAGGACUCGGACCUGUUCUUCGCGGUGCUGGGUGGGCUGGGCCAGUUUGGGAUCAUAACCCGGGCUCGCAUUGGGCUCAUGCCGGCUCCGAAGCGGGUGCGAUGGGUCCGGCUCGCCUACUCGGAUGUGGCCACGUUCACUAAAGACCAGGAGCUGCUUAUAUCAAAACGGGCUAGCGAAGCCGGCUUCGACUACGUCGAAGGACAAGUCCAGCUCAACCGGACACUCACCGAGGGUCCCAAGUCGACGCCCUUCUUCUCUAGCAGCGAUAUUGGCAGGCUUGCUGGACUUGCCUCGAAGUCUGUGUCAGGAGUGAUCUACGUAAUCGAAGGCACCAUGUAUUACAAUGAGUCAACCAGCACCACUAUGGAUCAGAAAUUGGAGUCAAUACUAGGGCAGCUAAGCUUUGAGGAAGGCUUCGUGUUCACAAAGGAUGUGAGAUACGUGCAAUUCCUUGAUCGUGUGAGGGAGGAAGAAAGGGUGCUCCGAUCGAUCGGCAUGUGGGAUGUUCCGCACCCAUGGCUAAACCUCUUCGUCCCUCGAUCACGCAUCCUUGACUUUGAUGCUGGUGUGUUUAAGGGUGUCUUCGCUGGUGCCAACCCUGUUGGCGUCAUCCUCAUGUAUCCCAUGAAUACGAAUAUGUGGGAUGACUGUAUGAUGGCAGUGGCCAGCGACGAUGAUGUGUUCUACGCUGUGGGGUUGCUCCGUUCUGCGGCAGUUAUUGGUGAUGUGGAACGCCUAGAGAAAGAGAACGAGGCGGUGUUGGCAUUCUGCCAUAAUGAGGACAUCGGGUGCAAGCAGUAUCUGCCAUAUUACACAUCACAAGAUGGGUGGCAACGCCAUUUCGGUGCUAAGUGGAGCAGGGUUGCCGAUCUAAAGGCGAAGUAUGACCCACACAGGAUAUUGUCACCAGGACAGAGGAUUUUCUCAUCACCAGCAUCAAUGGUGGUGGUGUCUAUGUAGUCGGUCAAAUGAUAAUUUUGAGGUAAGGAGGAGUAUAGAUAAUUAGGUGUUUAGGGAUUUAGUUUUGAGGUAACGGAGGGUGAAAAGCAAGUUAAGUUGCUUGUGAGAAGCUGAAAUGCUGAUAAAACCCAAAGAACUCUAGAAGAGGGAUUGCAACUUGUUCUUAGAAGAUAUAUGUAGAAAAAAAAAUCUGGAUAUGGUUGAUUCAAUUAGGAGGAUGCUGUAGGUUGUAGUUGCCACGUUAUUUUUUUUUAGGUUUCCUUUUG